UAACAAUUAUUUCUUAUAUAAGUCACUAUACAAAAUCCGCCAAAAUUCUGUCAUCACUGUGGACCACGCCGUCGCAGCUAGCGGGAGGCGCCAGCAGCGACAGCAGUUCGGCCAAGGCCAAGUUCAAGAUAACCGUUGUUAGCACGCCCAGUCCCUCGCCGGGCUCACCGCCCCCAACGCCGCCGCCCAGCACACUCGGUCACAUGGUCGAAACAAAUUCACCGCCGGCGGCCUACGUGCUUAAGCGUUGCGCCACCGAUCUGGGCGAGCACCACCAACAACAGCUGCAGCAACAGCAGCCGCCACGGCAAAUGCAGCGCUCGCGCUCGCCCGCCAAUGCCAGCAAUGCCGCCUACCACCUGACCACCGCCAUGCUGCUCAACUCCCAGCAAUGCGGCUAUCUGGGCCAGCGGCUGCAAUCGGUGCUGCAACAGCAACAACAGCAGCAGCAGCAUCAUCAACAACAACAGCAGCCACAAUCGCAGACGCCGUCUUCCGACGAUGGCUCCCAGUCGGGCGCCACCAUUUUGGAUGAGGAGCGUCCGCGCGUAAGUGGACCCACUGCAGCAUCCGCUGCUGCCGCCUCGCUCUUCACCAUAGACAGCAUUCUGGGCUCACGCAAUGCAGCGGCAGCUGCUGCUGCCAGCAACAGCAACAACAUCAACAACGGCAACAGCAACAAUAACUGCAGCAGCAACAACAACAACAACAAUAACAUAAAUCACAACAACAUCAGCAUCAAUGGCAGCCUGGGCCUGGGUCUGGUCAAACGCAGCACCGAGUCGCCAGCCUCGCCCAACUCCAACUCGAGCUCCAGCGCCGCAGCCAGCCCGAUCCGACCGCAGCGGGUUCCUGCCAUGCUGCAGCAUCCUGGCCUGCAUCUCGGUCAUCUGGCGGCGGCAGCAGCGAGUGGCUUCGCAGCCUCCCCAUCGGAUUUCCUAGUGGCCUAUCCCAACUUUUAUCCCAAUUAUAUGCAUGCCGCGGCCGUUGCUCACGUCGCCGCCGCCCAGAUGCAGGCGCACGUCAGUGGGCAUGGCGCCGCGGCUGCUGCGGCCGCUGGCCUCUCCGCCCACGGCCAUCAUCCGCAUCAUCCGCACGCCCAUCCGCAUCCGCAUUUGGCCCACCAUGCCCAGCACCACCUGGGCCUGGGCCAUUUGGGCCAUGGGCCGCCGCCGAAGCGCAAGCGUCGCCAUCGCACUAUCUUCACCGAGGAGCAGCUGGAGCAACUGGAGGCCACGUUUGACAAAACGCACUAUCCAGAUGUUGUGCUGCGCGAGCAGCUCGCCCUCAAAGUUGAUCUCAAGGAGGAGCGCGUGGAGGUCUGGUUCAAGAAUCGUCGGGCCAAGUGGCGUAAGCAGAAACGCGAGGAGCAGGAGCGACUGCGUAAGCUACAGGAGGAGCAAUGUGGCAGCACCACCAGCAACAACAACGGUAGCAACAACACCAACAACAACGGCGGCAACAACAACAGCAGCAAUAGUUCUGGCCACACGAGCUCAACGACAGGUGGCAACGCCGGCCUCAAAUGCGACUACGCAUCGCAAUUGGUGCACAUCAAAAGCGAUCCGAAUCAUUACAGUGAUGCGGACGAAUCCUCCGAUCUGGAGGUGGCCUAAGCUAGGCUCUAAGAUAAGCUAAAUAUAAUAACUGUAAAUAUAUUUGCAGCUGCGCUUCAAACUAA
Messenger RNA from Drosophila arizonae, 1681 nucleotides. It is a transcript of the gene Gsc, whose product is annotated as goosecoid homeobox. NCBI's taxonomy places the organism in Eukaryota, Metazoa, Arthropoda, Insecta, Diptera, Drosophilidae. Gene Ontology annotation, biological process: regulation of transcription by RNA polymerase II. Gene Ontology annotation, molecular function: RNA polymerase II cis-regulatory region sequence-specific DNA binding; DNA-binding transcription factor activity, RNA polymerase II-specific. The record is from RefSeq and is a predicted model, not a curated record. Gene Ontology annotation, cellular component: nucleus.